Messenger RNA from Cyclocybe aegerita, 936 nucleotides. The record is from the annotation of a GenBank genome assembly. NCBI's taxonomy places the organism in Eukaryota, Fungi, Basidiomycota, Agaricomycetes, Agaricales, Hemipholiotaceae.
AUGCUUCAUGUCUACUCAGAGCAACGUUCCAUUGCCACAUCGGAUUUACACGCAUUCUUUAACUCCCUCACCCUCCCAUCGUUGCGUAAGCUCUCCAUGCACGAAGUUCACGUGGAAAUCCGAAUCAUUUGCAACCUCAUUGAGCGGUCGUCCUGCUCAAUUACCUUUCUCAACGCCCCAACACUCUAUUCCCCAAACCCCCAGGAGGAUCCCGCAAUUCUCUGUCACCUCCUCUCACUUCUACCAGACUUAACCGACCUCUGCCUUCCUUUUCGCGAUGAAUUCUACGAAGUUAUUCUCAGCUCUGCGUCCUCGCUUGCUCCCCAAUUACGCCAUCUCUGUCUCGCACUCCCGUUGCUGUUCAAUGAGCAGCUCGCCUUCAAGGAAAGGGGUUCUUUGUUCGUCAAUGAGUUAAUACCUCCUCUCGAGACCAUAAUAUUCACCUCUUCAUUCUACAACAUUUCCGCGUUGAUUCCUAAUCUACCUGAUGGGGCUCUUAUUUUAGGGACCUUCAAGCAAUGGAGCACCUCGCUUCGCUCGCUGAGCGCUCUCGUUCAAGAUGCGAAUGCCGUGAAUGGUGGACUCGACCGUGACCACGACCGUAUAUUAUCCCUCAUUAGUGCUGAGUCGAAGGUGAAUAUUCUGACCGAAUUCCUGUGCCGCGAGACCGGUCAGGACGUCAUAUCCAUGCUUAACCAGAUGUCAAAGCAGCUUCCAGACGACCUCUCCCGGCACCGUGAGCGUAUCGCCGCGAUUCUUGCAUUAUGGUCGGCGCGCAUUCGGGAGCAUCUCACCUCGUUCGGGUGGAUGGAGGCCUCGAAGGGGAACACCGUGGUCUACGCACGGAGGCAGGGCUCACUGAACGUCAAGGUGCGCGAUCGGACGAAGGACAGGUUUGCCUCGUUCGCGCUGCAGAACGGAUACGUUACACUCUAA